AUGUAUCCCAGCGGAUGGUUGGAUAGCUCUUUGGCGGGCUUCAGGUACAGGCUCAAGGUGGUGCCGGUAUGCCGGACGUGCUUGUCGGUGUACAAAAUCAUUCAUGAUGCCAUCACCAUGAUCCGGGUGCGGCGCAAGGCGGGCCACAGGAAGCCGCCGAAGGAUGAGAGCGAGAACGAGAGUGUGUGCUGCUAUCAGGAUCUCUGGGCUGAGCGGGAGUUGCGGCGAAAGCACCAGGAGGAGGAGGAAGAGAGGCUCGGAGAAGCGAGAAGCGUGAGAAGCAGGGAUGUUUUGGGGUGA
This is a messenger RNA of Symbiodinium natans, 300 nucleotides long. The record is from the annotation of a GenBank genome assembly. Lineage: Eukaryota; Dinophyceae; Suessiales; Symbiodiniaceae.